AAACGAGUAAUGUUGACUUUUCGAGUUUCGGUACUCGCGGAUCCAAACGUUUUGCAGUUAUAAAUAAGUGGUUUUUAAGAAAGGAACAGAGUUUGACAGUGACUGUUGCUCGUUCGAUCUUCAUUAUCAACCAUUUAUACAUGUUCUUUGUAAAUAUUCUGAUGCAGUCACGUGUAACGUAUGUAGAAAAUUGUACGGAAUAUUUUUUAACAAUAAGUGCGUACAAACUGGGGCAAUUGGUUUGUACUUGUACUUGGUCGAAGACAAUUUUUUAGUUUUUAAACAGUGGAUGUACACUGUUUGAAUAGGAUUCAGGAAGGAAAGCUUUUUUUAAGUUACUUUCAUUUUUCAAUAAAGAUUGUUACGAUAAUUACGUAAUGAGAGUGUUGAUAUUAAUUCUGUGUAUUCCAAAAUUGGAAGGUUAAGGGAGUUUCGUUUGUUGUUAUUCCCAACAAAUGGAUUAUAGACGUAAUUCGAGAUGAAAUUUAACUUACUUGAUCACCUGCCUGUCUAAAAUAUUUUUUGCCCUCGCUCGCAGCCUUAAAUUUGUCCUAAAUGUGAUCUAACGAAAAAUGUUAGGGUUGAAUUUUGAAGUAAAAGUUUCACGCGUUCUCGAGUAAUAAGAAACAGUGAAGACGAGAGAGGUAACAUGUGCGAUUCGUCAAAAAAAAUGAAAAAUUCGAGUGUCAAGGACAACAAUGGAAAGCAUAAACAAGUGGAAUCGACUGGACUCUUGAAAAGCACGAACGAGGAUGUUCAACGUGCUAUCGAGGGACUGAAGGAAAUACCGGACGAGGAACUGCAAGAGUUUCUGGAUGAUGAAGAUUUUAUGCAAGGUCUGGACGUGGUCGACGCAUGGGAAGGUGAAGAGGAGAAAUCCAAGAACGAGAUCGAUUCUAAGAGCAGCAACAGAGAUCAAGAACACAAACGUCCUUCUAGGGAAAGACAUCGUCGGGAACGCAAAGGAUCGCACAGCCGCGAACGGUCGAAAAGAGAAGAAAGAAAAUACGAAGAGAUCCGUCGAGAUCCAUUGAAGAGCACGAAAGACAUCGAGAGGGACAAGAUAAGGACUAAAAGGGACAACGAGAGCAAACUUUUGGCGGAGAAGGAGAAAGCCAUCAAACAUCUACUGGAUUCGGAUAAUGUUGUGCCGCCAGGUACGGAAACUGAAGCAAUACAAAGCAUCGCCGAGAGACAGAACAUGGAGCAGCAGGCGCAAAUGCACACUCGAUACAAAAUCCGAGUACGCAAAAGCUUGGAUCGUCCGCGUGGAAGUCCUGUCCGACGUAGAAGUCCGGAUAGGGUACGCUUGAAUUCACCUCGAAGGAAAUCGCCGUUAUUAUUGACACCCGAACGCGGCAGAAGUCCUUUUACCGAGAGACACAGAAGUCCCGGCAGAUUUAGUCCUGAGAAAAGGAGAAGCCCAAGAUUUAAUGCUCGGAGGAGUCCGUUCGGAUUCAGUCCCGAUCGACGAAGAAGUCCUAUGAGAAGACCUAGCUGGGAACGAAGAACAAGUUCUGAUAGAAGGUGGAGUUCAGAACGCCACAGAAGACGCGCGAACGUACACGAACGAAACAGAAGAAGCCGGUCGCGUGAACGCCAGCGAAGCCGAAGCCGAAGCAUGGAACGACUCCGAAGAAAAUCAAGUCGUUCGCCUAUCAGACGGUACAGCCCACGUCGGCGAAGUCGGACACGGAGCAGAUCAGUGGAACGUCGACGGAAACGUUCGCCCUUCAUCAACGAGCUCACUAGACAACUGAGGAGCGAAGCCAUUGCGCAACAUGCAAACACCACUGGAUACUCUGUGGACAAUAUUGCUCCUUUGAUGAACAACGUGUACAAAGAAGCGGAACCGAGGCCACUAAUGCAAUCGAUGCCUUACAUCCAUCAAACAGGAUUGCCGCCACCGCCGAUGCCACCAAGUGUCGUUCCCCCGCCCGCUCCAGCACCCUUCAUCAAUUUCGAAAACGUCCCGCCGACGAUGAAUUUCGAUCCGGUACCGAUGUCCCAUCCCUUGCCUCAAACGGAAUACGUCUCCGGCCCGGUGAUGUAUAAUCAAGGAAAUCAGCCGGGACACCGUCAGCCUCUGCUUCAAACACCAGACCCUACAUCACCGCAGCAACACGAGCAGCCUCCUUCGACGGUAGUGGACCAUGUGCAACCUUAUCCGGCUACUUCGCGUCAAUCACCCAUACAGAGUUUCGAUUUCUCCAUCAAGAAGGACUCCAUCGGUGCAGGAAGUUCGGGAUACAGGGAACGCAGUCGAUACGCGGACUCCUACAACGGAUACCAUGGUUCCCGCGAGGAACGGUUGAAAACGCCCGAACCACCAGUCAUCUCCGACACCAAACAGUUUGAAAAAACGAGCUUAUCGAGUCUGCUGGAAGCGUCCGUUUCCGCUAAAGAUUCAACUAAUCUACCGGUUUUGUAUCCAGGAUUCAAACCUGAAAUACUGCGUCACUGCUCUCACGCAUUACGCGAGCUACCAUUGGAAGAUCCUCGAUUAAAAAUGAAGGGACGGUUCUUCUAUGAGCCAAGGUUGCAGAACGUGAAGAUCGAACAGGAUUUGUUCGCGUCCAACUCCAUCCUCUUACAGAAGAACACGAGCAAGGUACUUUGGGAAGAAGAGGAAGAGAACACUACUCCCUUCGUGAAAUUGAACGUUCAGACACAUCAGAAGAUCUGUCAGACGGACGAAACGGAGACGAGCACAAAACUGGUACAAGCUACCGUUACCAUGGAGGAUUUCGAGAUGCAGGUCUACCCACAGGACUUACAGCAAGCGGCCAAAGAAGAAAAACGACCGAUAAUGGAUCGUCUGGACUGGAACGUUCGCGAGACCGUCGAUUAUUCAUCCAAGUUUCGUCAGGUUGAAGAUCUGAGGUAUUCCCUGAACUCCUCGCAGAAGAGGAACUGGAACAGGAACACAUCGCCGCACAGGAGAAACGACGAGCGUGAGCAUCGACUAGAAUCCGCGGAUCGCGGUUCAAGAAGUAUUGAUUCGCCGAUAAGGAGCAGGGACAGUUAUUCUGGUCAUAAGGAAUCGAGGGAACAUUAUCGCGACAGAUACUCGCCUGGUUACAGACACUCGUUGGACGAACGGGACGACUUUCACGACAGCAGGAGUGAACACAGCCGCGGUGAGAGCCCGAUGAUGUUGGACACCUCCGCGGAAGAGCUGGAACUGGAGCACACAUUCCAGAGAGGUGGAACGGAGUGGCACUCGCGAGGGAAAAUGUCCAGGGGCAGGUCUAGCCCAUUGGUAAAACCACACGUGUAUAGAGGCAAGCACUCCGGCGGUAGACCCUAUCGUGGACGUGGAUUCCGCGGCAAGUUCUAAAAUGUCUAUCUCGUGUACAGGUGUAUUGCUUCGGCUAUGUACGGCUUCGCGUGCAUGACUGAUGCAUCGCAAAGCAGCAAAAUCGGUGCUAUAGUCUUUACGAUAGAGUACAGGCAAAAGCGUGUAAACGCAGGAGGCCUCAGAGGUCUAUGUCAAAGGCGACCUCGAAUCGGUGCCGAAUCUGCAGACACACUGCUUGCUUCGAGGAUUUCCAGUACCCUUCCGUCGCCUUUCCGACCGAAAUUCAAGGAAUUCGUAAAUAGCGAUUUUCUUGUAGGUCGUCAAGGUCCGUGGCCUCGUGCUUUUUACACCCUUUACCUGUACUCUGUAAUAUUACAGUUCACUGGUUUUGUUACCUCAGCGAUGAAAAUCGCUCCCGCUACAAAUAGCGUGGAUCCUGCAUAAAAGAGUAAGAGCAUGUAAAAGAAUAUUUUACAUGUACUAAAUUGAAAACUUGUCUCCAUAUUCGCAUACAGGGUAUGUCGACCACCACUUGAAAACAAACAAAAAACCUUCGUAUAAAUAUUAUUUGCCAUAUUUUAAGCUUGUUUAAGAAGUAUUCGGAGUAACUCUCUUAUGGGUUGUAUGAUAUAAAUAUCAGUUUAUUAUUUCAAUAAAGGCGAUACAUGUUAGACUUCUAUGUUUAUUCAAACGAUUUUCAAAAAGAAUGUAUUAUUCGAUAUAGGUAGUUAUUUUAAUAUUAGAUACUGAACAAUAAUAAAUUUUAAGUUACUUCUAAGACAAUAUUAGAUCAGGCAUUUGUUCAUCUAAUUUUUCUGUUUCUUUUUUAAUAUGAAGAUUUUUUUAUUGUUUUUAGAUACGGGUAUGAGGUACCUCGUAUAUAAAUAUGCGAAAAGGCAAAAACCUGAUUUAAUUUAGUUGAAAAGCCAUUUUAUAACGGGGGUUCGUCAUAAAAAUAAACAAAGAACUUUAAUUCUUCUGUUGUUACAAAUGUAUUUUAUCUUCCAUAUAAAAAUAAUCAUGCCAAUUUAUUGUAUAUCAAGUCAGAAGUAUUUUUAAAAGAAAUAGUCAAACUAAAAUUGAGUUCGUUCCCUUAAAAAACAAAAGUAAGUCCCUUCGAGUCUUUUAGACACGAUUAUGGUAAAGUUGUAGAUAUACAAACUAAAUUGGACUUAAUGAUUAUGAAAUACUAUCUUACUACGUGAAAUACUCUUUGCACAGGUAGAGUAACAGGUUGUAAUUUCAAGUGUACGUAAAUUGUGAAUGAAAAUAAUAUUUGUACGUAACGUUUGUUAAAUAAACGUUUCAUCCGACAAUAUUAA
This is a messenger RNA of Ceratina calcarata, 4623 nucleotides long. Its product is annotated as cyclin-dependent kinase 12. The record is from RefSeq and is a predicted model, not a curated record. The transcript is spliced from 6 exons. NCBI's taxonomy places the organism in Eukaryota, Metazoa, Arthropoda, Insecta, Hymenoptera, Apidae. Bases 650 to 3340 code for a protein of 896 amino acids.